AUGACUGAAAGGUGGAUCGUUGGCCCACAAGACACUCAAUUUUACACCAGAAUCUAUGCACCUUUGUCAGGUACUCCUCGCGCCCUCGUUGUCUUCGUUCACGGCUUCCAAGAACACGUCGGUCGGUACACGCACAUACAUCCAUCUCUCGCAGAAAAUGGUAUUGUAUUGUGGGCCUUUGACCAACGUGGCUUUGGACGAACAGCACUGGACAAUGAGUGUCGCAGUAAAAAUAGCUCUUGGGGCAAAACAGGAUGGUCAGACCAGAUGCAGGACGUGGACUGGGCGGUGCGUACAGCACGGGAAGAGUUUCCCGGUGUACCAGUGUUUUUGAUGGGUCACUCCAUGGGUGGUGGCGAGGUGUUGAGUUUCGUGACCCAGCAAUCCUACGAAAGCCCGCGUCAUGCAGAAACCGUGGUCUCAUUGACCGGAGUUAUUGUUACUAGUCCCUUGAUCAAACAAACAAUACCCGCGUCCAAAACCCUGCGUUGGCUAGGGGGAAAAGUCGCAACUAUAUCACCAUAUAGCCUGAUCCCCGCUGCUGUCAGCCCUGACGACCUAUCUCAUUCACCGGAAUUUAACGACGCGUACUCCAAAGACCCACUGAUCAAACCAACGGGAUCCCUGAGAGGAAUUGGAGAGAUGUUAACGGAAGGCGAAAAAUUGCUAUCGACAGGAUGCCAUCACUGGCCAAAGAAGAUUCCAGUCCUAUUUAUCCACGGCGACGCCGACAAAGUUACGUCUGCGAAGGCUACACAAACAUUCUUCAAAGUUAUCGACGCAGAGGAUAAACAAAUUAUAAUAUAUCCCGACGGGUUACACGAACUACAAAAUGAGCCUCCAUCCAUCCGCCAAAAAUUCGUAACGGACAUUGUCUCUUUCGUCCAAGGUCGAACCUCCACUCCUGUAGCGCAGCCUAAUUCCACACAUGAACACACAGGCAGUAAUGACAAUAAUGCCGGUGUUACCGUUGCUUUGCCCUUAUCAAGUUCUAGUGCACCCAAUUCCACAGAUCCUAACACACAAUUGUCGCUGGAGAUUGAUCGGGAUGGGGAUGACAUGAAAGUUACGCCGAAAUUGUAA
This is a messenger RNA of Lentinula edodes (shiitake mushroom), 1083 nucleotides long. Its product is annotated as Alpha/Beta hydrolase protein. The coding region runs from base 1 to 1083 and encodes 360 amino acids. The record is from RefSeq and is a predicted model, not a curated record. NCBI's taxonomy places the organism in Eukaryota, Fungi, Basidiomycota, Agaricomycetes, Agaricales, Omphalotaceae. Gene Ontology annotation, molecular function: lipase activity. The transcript is spliced from 6 exons. Gene Ontology annotation, cellular component: membrane.